UUGGAAGCUUCUCUUUAGGAAUGAAUCCUCUAAACAUUCCCCAAAUAUUCAUCUGGUAUGGCAGUCAUCCAUAUUGGCGAAGUGGUCAAGAAGGUACUGUUUAUGCAACUUUUACUGAGGCAAAUUCCUCCAUCUUUUUAUACUAUGUCUUGACUUCCCAAGGAUCACUAGAGCAAACAGAUAGGGAGUACGGGAAGGAGGAGUGGGGGGUUACUUGGAGGAGCAAUAAUAGUGAGUGUGAUGUUUAUGGUACAUGUGGGGCAUUUGGAAUCUGUAAUUCAGGGACUUCACCAAUUUGCAGCUGUUUGAGAGGGUACGAGCCAAAGUAUACAGAGGAAUGGAGUAGAGGAAAUUGGACUAGUGGGUGUGUGAGGAAGACAACAUUACAAUGUGAAAGAACAAACAGCAGCGGUCAACUGGGCAAAAUAGAUGGAUUUUUUAGGCUAACAACAGUGAAAGUUCCAGACUAUGCAGAUUGGUCUCUUGCUCACGAAGACGAAUGCAGAGAGGAGUGUUUGAAGAAUUGUUCUUGUAUUGCUUAUUCAUAUUAUAGUGGCAUCGGUUGUAUGUUAUGGAGCGGAAGCUUGAUUGAUUUGCAAAAAUUCACUAAACGCGGGGCAGAUCUUUACAUUCGCCUUGCACAUUCAGAACUAGAUAAGAAGAGAGAUAUGAAAGUAAUUAUUUCUGUUACAAUUGUAAUAGGAACAAUUGCCAUUGCCAUCUGUACAUAUUUCUUAUGGAGGUGGAUAGGCAGACAAGCAGUGAAGGAGAAAAGCAAGGAGAUUUUACCAUCUGACAGGGGGGAUGCAUAUCAAAAUUAUGAUAUGAAUAUGCUUGGAGAUAACGUGAACCGAGUUAAACUUGAGGAGUUACCACUUCUGGACUUUGAGAAGCUGGCAGCUGCAACAAACAACUUUCAUGAGGCCAAUAAGCUCGGGCAGGGUGGUUUUGGUCCAGUAUACAGGGGUAACUUGCCAGGAGGACAAGAAAUAGCAGUGAAAAGACUUUCGAGAGCAUCUGCACAGGGUCAAGAAGAAUUCAUGAAUGAGAUGAUACUGAUUUCUAAAAUCCAACACCGGAAUCUUGUUAGACUUCUUGGCUUCUGCAUUGAAGGGGACGAAAAGUUGUUGAUCUACGAGUACAUGCCAAACAAAAGCUUGGAUGCCUUUCUCUUUGAUCCUCUCAAGAGAGAGUCUCUGGAUUGGAGAAGACGCUUCAGCAUUAUUGAAGGGAUUGGAAGGGGCCUCCUUUACCCUCACAGGGAUUCUAGAUUAAAAAUCAUUCAUCGAGACCUAAAGGCAAGUAACAUUUUGUUGGAUGAAGACCUGAAUGCUAAGAUUUCAGACUUUGGUAUGGCAAGGAUAUUUGGAAGCAAUCAGGAUCAAGCCAAUACAAUGAGGGUCGUGGGAACAUAUGGUUAUAUGUCCCCUGAGUAUGCAAUGGGAGGACAAUUUUCAGAAAAAUCUGAUGUAUUCAGCUUUGGGGUGUUGUUGUUAGAGAUUGUAAGUGGGAGAAGGAACACUAGUUUUCAAUAUGAUGACCAGUACAUGAGCCUUUUGGGAUAUGCAUGGACACUAUGGAGCGAACACAACAUCCAAGAACUAAUAGAUGAAACCAUAGCAGAAGCAUGCUUCCUAGAGGAGAUAUCAAGAUGCAUACAUGUGGGACUGUUAUGUGUGCAAGAAUCAGCUAAAGAGAGGCCAUCCAUUUCAACUGUUCUGUCAAUGCUCUCUAGUGAAAUUGCACAUCUUCCUUCCCCAAAGCAACCUCCAUUCUUAGAGAAGCAGACUGCGAUAGAUACUGAGUCUUCUCAACCGAGAGAAAACCAAUGUUCUUCAAACCAAGUCACUGUUACAAUCAUUCAGGGCCGAUAGAAUAUGAUUUGGUGGCAAUUAAAUCAACCUCCAUUCUUUUUUCUUUUUUUUUAUAUAUCCCUUUUUAAUACUAAUUCAACUUGGUGACUUCAGUCCUAAGAACACCAUCAUGUUGUACUAUCGAAUUCGUUGAUUUGGAUCCUUUAUUCUUCAGAAAAAUGUAUAUGGAUCAUCAACAAUGAUCAUUUAAAAAAAACAUGGAACAGGGAAA
Vitis vinifera (wine grape) is the source of this 2085-nucleotide messenger RNA. Its product is annotated as G-type lectin S-receptor-like serine/threonine-protein kinase SD1-13. Gene Ontology annotation, biological process: recognition of pollen; protein phosphorylation. The transcript has 7 exons. The record is from RefSeq and is a predicted model, not a curated record. Gene Ontology annotation, molecular function: ATP binding; protein serine/threonine kinase activity. Lineage: Eukaryota; Viridiplantae; Streptophyta; Magnoliopsida; Vitales; Vitaceae. The coding region runs from base 21 to 1874 and encodes 617 amino acids.